Messenger RNA from Prunus avium (sweet cherry), 863 nucleotides. Lineage: Eukaryota; Viridiplantae; Streptophyta; Magnoliopsida; Rosales; Rosaceae. The record is from RefSeq and is a predicted model, not a curated record.
CUGUUUGUUUUUCACGACUUUAAUAACUAUGAUGUCCAUAUCCAUGGUACAGGAAUCGUUACGCAAUAGAUCUUAUGUUGCCAUUUGUUAUCCCGGAAAUGAAAUUCCAAAUUGGUUCAACCAUAAGAGUGAGGGAUGUUCAAUAAAGAUUGAGCUUCCUCGUGAUUGGUUUUGCUCAGAUUUCUUGGGUUUCGCUCUAUCUCUUGUCGUUGCUGCUGCUACAAAUGAUAUGAAGGUUGGAUGCAAGUACAACUUCAAAACUAGUAAUGGUGAAAGCCACGAAGUCAACCAUCAUUUGGAUACUUCGUACCUUGUAUAUGGCAGUGAGUCACAUGACGUGUAUGUGUGGUGGGAUAAUAAUGUCUUUGAAGAAGUUGUAGAGGGAGCUCAAAGCCUCGCUGCAUUUUACAAACUUGUUACUGAGGUCAAUGUUGACUUCACCGCACUGACUGGUAUAUUUUACAAACCUGAACCCGUUCGGGUGGAAAAGUGUGGGAUAUGUAUGUUAUAUGGCAAAGAUGUUGAGAUGAUAAAGCAGAGGGCUCUGUAGAUCAAGCCGAUAUCCCUAAAUUCAAAAUUUCAUUUUAUUUGAGCUGUUUGCUUUGCAAGCCUUUGGCUGAGGACGCUUUUGAGUUUGUUAGGCUUAGGGGUGUCUUUCUUGUUUUAACCCUUGGCCCUCUCCAUCGCCAAGCUUUUUGGCUGAGGAUGCUUUUGAGUUUAGUAAUUUUCUUCAUUCAAUUCAAGUAUUAAAUUGUUAAUAGUCUAUGGAUGCAUUAAAUGCAACUGCUGUGCUUGCUGAAACUUAAAAUUUCUCACUAGAUAUUAUGAGACUGGGGGCAUAAAAGAGUAGAUAUUUUUGGAAA